Messenger RNA from Trichosporon asahii var. asahii CBS 2479, 2919 nucleotides. RefSeq names its product capsular associated protein. Lineage: Eukaryota; Fungi; Basidiomycota; Tremellomycetes; Trichosporonales; Trichosporonaceae. The record is from RefSeq and is a predicted model, not a curated record. The transcript is spliced from 5 exons. The coding region runs from base 1 to 2919 and encodes 972 amino acids.
AUGUCCCUCCGUCCCCGUCUGCACACGCCCUCCGCCCCCGCCCCGCCCCAGCCCGACACGCCGGCCGCGCACUACGCCGACCCGAUGGAGGAGGAGGGCUCGCGCAAGAAUGUGCACAAGCACGCGCGUAACGAGUCCCUACCCCGCUUAACGGCGCGCGGCCAUGCCGCAAAUGGUAACGGCAACGGUGUCGGGAACGGAGGUGCGGCUGGUGGAAAAGGAGGAGAAGAGGAAGAAGAACCGUACGACAAGCUGAGGAAGAAGAACCGAUUCGUGCCCGGGCAGAAGGCGUGGAUUGUCAUUGCUGCUGUGCUUGGUGUGAUUCUGCUGGCUAAGAUGGUUGCUUACCGUCCACGAACCAUCGAAGUCGACGUCUCGACCCUCGAGCCGCGCGACUAUUUCAACAAUUCACAGACGGACCCUGCGCCGUUCGAGUUCUGCCCUGUCUUCGGACCGGGCGACGCCGUCGCCGCGCGUCGGGGACAGUUUGAGCUGCUCCGCUCUCGCCUGCACCUUGGCACGGGGGCGCGUAUCCAGCGCGUGCUGAACAAGGCCAUGCAGGGUCUCCCGGUCACGAUCAGUGUGCUCGGCGGCUCGGUGUCGGCGUGCCAUGGCGCCGGCGACGAUCCGGUCGGCUCGACAUGCUACCCCGCGCGGUUGUAUCACUGGUGGAACUCGGUGUUCCCCAACCCGCACAACGAACUUACGAACGGCGCGGUGAAGCGCACCGAUUCAGCAUACUAUGCGUACUGCUCCGCGCACCACCUCCCCGACACUGCCGACAUUGUCAUUCUCGAGUUUGACGGCUCAGACCCGAACGACCGCGACUGGCUCGCGUACUUUGAGCAGCUUGUGCGCAGUGUGCUCACGCGUCCCGAGCAGCCGGCGGUCAUCAUCCUGGGCCACUUCAGCCCGCAGGUGCAGGCGCAGUACGGUUUCGCGGGCCCCGAGCUGCUGCACAACGCCGUCGCGCAGUUCUACGACCUGCCCCACAUCUCGGCAAAGGGCGUGCUCUACGACCAGUACCUCGAGAACCCGCUCGGCGCACUCAGCGACCUGUACCACGAUUCGCAGCAUGCGAACCACGAGGGGCACGACCUCAUGGCCGACGUGCUCAUCAGCUACUUCAUGAGCGAGAUCUGCCAGGCGUGGGGCACACACAUGGGCAACACGUAUGCCGUGAACCCGCGCGCGCUGCAUGCGGAAGGCUCCGCGGGGGGCAAGGCGGCGGGCGCCCCCGUGCCCCUCGGCGGCCUGGGUCUGCGGCCGAACCAAGUCCCGGGCCAGAAGGCAGAGGACGGCGCGGUGUCGGGCGAGAUGACGUCUGUCGCCGCCGUGCCCCGCAUGCGCAUCCACGACCGCCCCUCGGCCCUCGACACAUUCCGGGAGACAGAGCCGUACUGCGUGUCCGCGGCCGAUCUCGUCUCCCCCCUGCCCCCCAGUAUCUUCUUCGGGUCCGGCUGGCGCCAGCACACGCCCAAGAACAAGGACGACCGCUUCUACUGGUACGCCGAGCAGCCCGGCUCGCGUCUCCGCAUUCCCGUCAAGAUUGGCUCGGGCGAUGUGGGCGUGUACUACCUCCAGUCCCCGCACGGGAGCACGAAACGCGAGGCCACCGUCAAGUGCCAAGUCGACGACAAUGUCGGCGGCGCAAAGACGAUUCAUGGCAAUGCAGAGGUCGAGGAGGAGAUUGCUACCCUCACCAUCAUCGACAUCAAUGUCGACAAGGGAAGCCAUUUCGUCGAGUGUGUGCUUGAUGGCGAGCCCGGGGGCCCAAUUACGCCGUUCAAGAUUCUUGGCAUCCUAGAGCGUCUUGCUCUUGGGCGAGUUCUUGGCGAAGAACUUCUUCCUCUGCUUCAGCAUGUAAGUGUAGAGGACAUAGAGGGCGGGCCACCAAACGAAGAACAAGACCAGCCUGGCCACCUCGAUAAAUGUCCAGCGCCCGCCGGCCUGGACGGCGGCGCGGGCGCGCGCCAUCUGCCACACCAUGCUGCGCCCGAGGCCGCUCUGGACAAACUUGGCGGGGAGUUUGGAGAAGAGGUCGUGCGCGGCCUCGAGCACGCGCGGGAUGUAGGGCAGCGUGUCGAGGGGCGGGAGGGUGGAGAAGGACAGGAACGCCUCGCUGCCCGCGCCCAGGGGAUAGAGCACAAGGAAAAGCGUGUAGCGCAGCCAGUUGAUGGCGUACAGGUCGAUGCCGAGCAGGGCCAGGAAGUAGAAGGGGUAGCGCACCACCUCGGUCAGAGACCAGGCGAGGAGCAUCGUCGCGAAGAGAGGGUUCUUGUGCGUCUGGCGUUAGCGCGAGUGCAGCGAGCAAGCUUGCAAUGGGUUGUGCGAGCUCCAGAUCGGGACCACAUCGCCUCACCCCACGCCCGACUUUAUACUCACACUCGGGCACAUCUCGACAACGCCCCAGACGGCCCAGAGACGGCUCGCGACCUGGCUCAGAACGGUGCCGACGGGGGAGCGCACAAUGCCAAUCGCGGCGUGCACGACCUCCAUGACGGCCAGGGUCUGGACAUACUUGGUCGCCUCGCCGAGGCCGUGAAAGUCGUACGCGCCCGAGAGGUGGUCGCCGAGCUUGGCGAGCCACGACAGCGGAGGCGUGCCAUGCGCGCCCUGCCCGAGCACCGUGAUGCGCGGGUUGCUCGCCUUCUCGAGCGCAGUGCGCGGGGUGAAGAUGAACCACAGCGUCAGGUAGAGCAGGUAGCCCCACCCGACGGCCGAGACGGCGUUGAAAGCGAGCAGAUACGCCUUGACCAGCGGGUGGGCUUUGCGUUUCGAAGGCGGCGUGUAGAGGCAGCGUGUUUCCGAGGUGUGGGAGGGUGUGAGGGUUACCCACGGCAGGCCGUCGAGGGAGAAGCGUUUGCGCGAGUGAGUGUGGGAGUGAGUGUGGGAGCCAUUGGAGUGGGAGCCGUUUGA